AAAACAUUUCAUCCUGGUUCAGUUAGUUGGUGAUGUGAUUAUUCUAGUUUUUCUAUUGUUGCACUCAUUUGUAUUUUUUCGUGUUUUGAUAUUUUGGACUGAUGAUUUAAUUAUAUAAUUAAAAUCCUAAUGAUGGAUUCAUCUGAUAAUAGAAGCUGCGGACCUGAUGAUCUUGAAUUGCCAGCAGCUAAAAAGAUAUGUCUAGAAAAUAAUGAUGUUAGUAAUACUUCUCGGGAUAACAGCAUUUUAUCAGACAGUACCCUAAAUUUAGGGAACCUCUUUUCACCUAGGCAGUCGCUCAGCAGUUGCAGUUUUAAUGAUGGAGUUGAUAAUACAGUUUCUCUACCCAUUCCUAGUAAUCCAAUUACUGAUGAAGAUAAAAUUGUUAAUGAAGAUGAAAACAACGUUUUCGAUUUUUCUUCAUCUGAAAUGGAUAAAAAAUCAGAUAUAUCCACUGUCAUGUCAGAUUUAAAUAAUACUCCCUCAUGUGUCAAAAUAAUUGAAGAUAAUAAAAACAAUUGUUCUUCCGAAUCUAAAUUAAAUGCUAGCAAUUUAUCCACCAAGGCAUUUAAUAUUGAUGAAUCCCUUGACUUUAUGGAUGAAACAUGCCUUGACAAUCAUUCAGAUGACUGCAAGGGAAAUUUAGUGUCAAUGGAAGUGAAAUCUCUGACAGAUCUGGCUGAAAAAAAUGAUAAAACUACAAUGAAUAUUCCUAGUGUGGAAAAUUGUAUUACUGAAGACUGUAUUAACUUAAUGACAAAAUCUGAUGGUAAUUGUUCAAGUCAACUUGAAGUUACUCUUGAUUAUACUUGUAAACCUGAGGUGAUGGGUGGGGAAACACAAGUUUUAUGUCAAUCCACCAUUACAAAAGAUGCUAUAUCUGCAAGAUGUACAUUGUUUUUAGACCCAUCAUUGACUUCUAUGUCUAUAGAUGAGUCUUUAGUUAGUGGUAUGAAUACAAUCCCUUGCCAACCUACUCAAGAAUUCAGCUCAGAUUCGGUAUUAAAAAUGCCUUCAAUGGAACAAAUUAACUUUGAUGAUAGUGACUGUGAAAAAAUAUCCAAUAAUUCUAAUUCUACUAAUUUAUUUAAUGAGGUGAGUGGAUGUGCUUUAGAUUAUACAUGCUCAAAAUCUGUUUGUUUUGAUUUUAAUGAAACUUCUACUGAAGGUACCUUAACAAAUAAAGUUUCAGAAAAAACUAUUAAUGCCAUUCUUGAAUGUUCCGACAUUGGACAUCAGGAUAUAAAUAAGUCUAAUUCAGUAAUGAUGGGAUGUGAAAACCUUCUAACAGAAAACAAUGUGAAUAUAAAGGAUAAGAAUUACCUGAAUUCGACAGAAAAUAAUGUACCUGAUCCUGAUAAUCCAAUUUAUGAUCUGUCAGAUCUUAAAAAUUCUUUUAUGUUAAAUAAAACUUUUUCAGCUGAAGAAGUUAACUUUUUGAAAGAAAAUCUGUUAAAAGUAAUGGAGCUGCUCAAAAUUGACAACAUCAGUUUUGAAUCUUAUAAAUUGGCUUCUGAAUGUGAAAAGCGCGAGUUAUUGGAAAGAAUCAGGUAUCUUGAAUCUAAUUCGACCAGACAUCUUGAAUCCUCUACUGAUAUUUCAUCCUCUCAAAAAACAAGUCAAGAUGGAAAGAAUGAUCAGUCUGGAAAUUGUUCUAUGAUAUAUGAAGAGCUUUCUAAAACCCGUUUGCAGUAUAAUGAUUUACUACAAUUAGUCCUUGUAACUGAAGCUAGUUGGAGAGAGAACAAGUUAUUAAUUGAUUUUCUCAGCGAUCUUAACAUAAGUCAUAAUGAAUUAUUUAUACCAUUAAUAGAUGAGAGUAACGGAUAUAUAAUUAAUCAUAAAAAAAUUUAUGAUCUUAUGCUAUCCCUUUCGAAAGAAAUAGUCAAAAGUAAUUCAUUUAAAAAAGAAUGCUAUGACAUUUUAACAACAUUUAUUGAGAGUUCUAAAACUAAUGAAAGUAGAUUGUCCUUCAUUCCAAAAGAAUGCGAGAAUGAUUUAGUAGGUAAUUUAAAAACUACUUUUGAAGAAAUUUUGAACAAUAUCAACUGCUUAGAGAAAGAAAAUUCUGCAUUGAAAUUAGAGAUUGGUAAUAUGUCUAAUGAAAUUAGAAGUUUAAGUUCAACUAUUGAAAACUUAAAUCACCAAUUAAAUAUUACUAAAGAAAACUCUGUUAUAUCUGCAGAUAUAAUUGUUAAGGAUAAAUGCAAUAAUGCAAUGGAAACAACCCACAAUUUAUCAAAUGAAGUAGCAGACAAGUUUAGCAUUCAUGACAGUUUCAGUGAAUCUAAUACCAAAAUUACAGAAAUGAAGGAUUCAGUUGCUGCAUUAAAGAAGGCUUUAUCGCUCAGUGAAGAAAAUUAUAAUAAUGUAUCAUUUAAAUGUGAAAAGUAUGAAAUUGAAUUGAAAAAGAUGCGUGAAGUUGAACAUGCUUACCAAGAAUUACUAUUGCAUCACAAUGUUUUAAAAACAGAAAUUGAUUCUAAAUAUUGUGAAAUUGAAAACUUAAAUGCAGAAAACAAACACUUAAUUGAGCUAAAGACAAGAUUUGAAACUGCUCAUAAUUCAUCAAUAAAAAUUGGAGAUAACGACAACGAAAUACUGGUCACUUAUGACGACCAGACUAGUAAGGAUUUAUCUUUGAAUAAUGUUGAAAUACCAUCAUUUACCAAUGACCGAGAAAAUAUAAUGAAUGAAUUUAAAAUGAGUCAAAACAAUGCAUCGAUAAAAGAGGACUUGGUUGAAUUGCAAGAAAAUCAUGAUUGUUUAAAGACCCAAUUUGUUUCAUCAAAAGAUGAAAUUUUGAAAUUGCAGUCAGAUUUAAGUAGUCUAAAUGAAAAAUAUACAGAGGUACUUUCUAUUUUUGAUCUCUAUAAACAAAAAUAUACCUAUACAGAAGAAGAAUUUUAUUUAGAGAAAGAAGAAAAACGUUCAUUAGAGCGUGAAUUAGAUUCUCUUAAAUCUCAACUAGAAAAUGCUCUGGAAGAAUCCUCUAGGCUGAAAAAUGACAAUGAGAUAAUUAACAACAAAAUUGAAAAUUUAGUGGUUCAGUUAUCAGAUUUAGAAACAGCAAAUUCCAAUUUGGAAACUCAAUUGAGUGGCAUGCACAGUGAUUCAGAUAAUAAUGUAGGGUUAUUGACUAAUGAAAUUAGUGAGCUGAAAGUAAAACUUGAUUCUAUGGAAAAGUUAUUGUUGGAUCAUGAAGAGAAACAAAAUGAAUUGAAGUUAUCUUAUGACAAAGUAUGUGAAGAUUUGGAGUCUAAGAAGUCACACAUUUCAUUACUUACUGAUAAUAAAGAAAAGUUGGAAAAAGAAUUGGAAAUAUUUAGUCUGAAUGACACAUUAUUGAAGCAGAGGAUGGAAGAGUUAGAAGAAAAUCGGAAUUGUUUAGAAACCCAAAUACAUUCAUCAAAAAAUGAAAUUUCCAAAUUACAGUUUGAUUUUAAUUGUCUAAAUGAAAUGUAUUCUGAGCUUAGUUCUAAUUUUGAUGUAUAUAAACAAAAAUAUACCUUCACAGAAGAUGAAUCCAUUUUAUGGAAAGAAGAAAAACAAUCUAUGAAAUUUGAAUUAGAUUCUCUUAAAUCUCAACUAGAAAGUGCUUUAGAAGAAUCCUCAAAGCAUAAAAGUGAUAAUGAGAUAAUGAACACCAAAAUUGAAGAUUUACUGGUUCAGUUAUCAGAUUUAGAAACUGCUAAUGACAUUUUAAAAACUGAAUUGAGUGGCAUGCACAGUGAUUCAAAUCAUAAUGCAGAUUUAUUAAAUAAUGAAAUUAGUGAGCUAAAAGUAAAACUUGAUUCUACUGAAAAGAUGUUAUUGGAUAAUGAAGAGAAACAUAUUGAAUUAAAGGUAUCCUAUGACAAAAUAUGUGAGGAUUUGGAGUCAAAAAACUUGGAUCUUUCUUUAGUCACCGACACUAAUGAGAAGUUGGAAAAAGAUUUGGAAAUGUAUAGUCAGAAUGACACAUUAUUGAAGCAAAAGAUAGAAGAAUUGCAAGCAAAUUGUGAUAAUUUGGAGGUCCAAUUACUUUCAUCAAAAGAAGAAUUUUCUAAAUUACAAUCAAGUUUAAAUUUUAUAAAGGAAAAACAUACAGAGGUUUCGACAAAUUUCGAUCUUCAUAAAGAAAAAUAUAUUUUCACAGAAGAUGAACUUAUUUCAUGGAAACAAGAAAAACAGUCUUUGAAAUGUGAAUUGGAAUCUCUUCAAUCUAAACUGGGAAGUGCACUAGAAGAAUCAACAAAAUUGAAAUUUGAUAAUGAAGAAAUAAACAACAACUUUAAGAAUCUUGAAAACCAAUUAUGUAAUGAAAAACAAAAUUGCAAAGAUAUACAGGAAUCUUAUCAAAAUCUGAAAACAAAAUACGAAGAAUCUAUUGUUGAAAUAAAUAAUAAGACUAUUGAAUUGCAAAGUUUGUUGACACAAUUAUCAGAUAUAGAAACAAUUAAUGCAAGUUUGAAAACUCAAAUUAGUUGCAUCAGUGAGUCAGAUUAUAAUAUAGAUUUAUUAAAUAAUGAAAUAAUUGAACUAAAAAAAAAAUUAGGUUCGACUGAAAAGUUAGUAGUAGACAAUGAAGAGAAAUAUAGUGAAUUUAAGAUAACAUAUGAUAAAGUAUGUGAAGAUUUGGAGUCCAAAAACUCAGAUCUUUCUUUACUUACUGACGCUAAAGAGAAGUUGGAAAAAGAACUGGAAAUAUAUAGUCAGAAUGACAUUUUAUUGAAGCAAAAGAUAAAAGAAUUGCAAGAAAAUCGAGAUUGUUUAGAGACCCAAUUACUUUCAUCAAAAGAUGAUAUUUCUAAAUUACAGUUGGAUUUUAAUUGUCUAAAUGAAAAGUAUUCUGAGCUGAUUUCUAAUUUUGAUCUAUUUAAGCAAAAAUACACUUUCACAGAAGAUGAAUCUAUUUUAUGGAAAGAAGAAAAACAAUCUUUGGAAUGUGAAUUAGAUUCUCUUAAAUCCCAACUAGAAAGUGCUCUAGAAGAGUCGUCAAAAUUGAAAUGUCAUAAUGAGGAAAUCAGCAACAAUUUGAUGAAUAUGGAAGACCAAUUAUCUAGUGAAAAACAAAGUAGCAAAGAUAUUCAAAAUUCUUACGACAAUCUAAAAAUAAAAUAUGAAGAUUCUGUUGUUGAAAUAAAUAAUAAGACCACAGAAAUUCAGAAUUUACUGGCUCAGUUAUCAGAUUUAGAAACAUCUAAUGGAAAUCUGAAAAAUGAAUUGAAUAGCGUCCGUAGUGAAUCCGAGAAUAACAGAGAUUUAUUAAAUAAUGAAAUAAUAGAACUAAAUAAAAAAUUAGAUGUUACUGAGAAGUUAGUAAUGUGUAAUGAAGAGAAACACAAUGAAUUAAAGGUCUCUUAUGACAGAGUUUGUGAGGAUUUGGAGUCCAAAAACUCAGAUCUUUCUUUACUUACUGACACUAAAGAGAAAUUGGAAAAAGAACUGGAAAUAUACAGUCAGAAUGACACAUUAUUGCAGCAAAAGAUAAAAGAAUUGCAAGAAAAUCGAGAUUGUUUAGAGACCCAAUUACUUUCAUCAAAAGAUGAUGUUUCUAAAUUACAAUUGGAUUUUAAUUGUCUAAAUGAAAAAUAUUCUGAGCUUAUUUCUAAUUUUGAAGUAUAUAAGAAAAAAUAUACUUUCACAGAAGAUGAAUCUAUUUUAUGGAAAGAAGAAAAACAAUCUUUGGAAUGUGAAUUGAAUUCUGUUCAAUCUCAAUUGGAGAGUGCUCUAGAAGAAUCAACAAAAUUGAAAUGUGAUAAUGAAGAAAUUAACAACAAUUUUAAGAAUCUUGAAAACCAAUUAUAUAAUGAAAAACAAAGUAGCAAAGUUAUUCAAGAAUCUUAUGAAAAUCUGAAAAAAAAAUAUGAAGAAUCUAUUGUUGAUAUAAAUAAUAAGACUAUCGAAUUGCAAAGUUUGCUAGCUCAGUUAUCAGAUUUAGAAACAACUAAUGCAAACUUGAAAAUAGAACUUACUAACUUUUUCAACAAUGCAGACAUUAAUACAGGAUUGUUGAAUAAUGAAAUAAGCGAACUAAAAUUAAAAUUAGAUUCAACAGAGAAGUUAUUAAUAGACUAUAGAGAGAAACACAAUGAAUUAAAGAUCACGUAUGACAAAGUAUGUGAAGAUUUGAAAUCCAAAAACUCAGAUCUUUCUUUACUUACUGAUGCUAAAGAGAAGUUAGAAAAAGAAUUGGAAAUAUAUAGUCAGAAUGACAUUUUAUUGAAACAAAAGAUAGAAGAAUUGCAAGAAAAUCGAGAUUGUUUAGAGACCCAAUUACUUUCAUCAAAAGAUAGUGUUUCUAAAUUACAGUUGGAUUUUAAUUGUCUAAAUGAAAAGUAUUCUGAGCUAAUUUCUAAUUUUGAUCUAUAUAAGCAAAAAUACACUUUCACAGAAGAUGAAUCUAUUUUAUGGAAAGAAGAAAAACAAUCUUUGGAAUGUGAAUUAAAUUCUCUUAAUUCUCAACUAGAAAGUGCUCUAGAAGAGUCAUCAAAAUUGAAAUGUCAUAAUGAGGAAAUCAGCAACAAUUUGAUGAAUAUGGAAGACCAAUUAUAUAGUGAAAAACAAAGUAGUAAAGAUAUUCAAAAUUCUUACGACAAUCUAAAAAUAAAAUAUGAAGAUUCUGUUGUUGAAAUAAAUAAUAAGACCACAGAAAUUCAGAAUUUACUGGCUCAGUUAUUAGAUUUAGAAACAUCCAAUGGAAAUCUGAAAAAUGAAUUGAAUAGCGUCCGUAGUGAAUCCGAGAAUAACAGAGAUUUAUUAAAUAAUGAAAUAAUAGAACUAAAUAAAAAAUUAGAUGUUACUGAGAAGUUAGUAAUGUGUAAUGAAGAGAAACACAAUGAAUUAAAGGUCUCUUAUGACAGAGUUUGUGAGGAUUUGGAGUCCAAAAACUCAGAUCUUUCUUUACUUACUGACACUAAAGAGAAGUUGGAAAAAGAACUGGAAAUAUACAGUCAGAAUGACACGUUAUUGAAGCAAAAGAUAGAAGUAUUGCAAGAAAAUCGAGAUUGUUUAGAGACCCAAUUACUUUCAUCAAAAGAUGAUGUUUCUAAAUUACAGUUGGAUUUUAAUUGUCUAAGUGAAAAGUAUUCUGAGCUUAUUUCUAAUUUUGAUCUAUAUAAGCAAAAAUACACUUUCACAGAAGAUGAAUCUAUUUUAUGGAAAGAAGAAAAACAAGCUUUGGAAUGUAAAUUGGAUUCUGUUCAAUCUCAACUGGGAAGUGUUCUUGAAGAAUUGCAAACCCUUAAAUCUGAUUAUGAGGAAACCAGUGAGAAUUUGAAAAAUGUUGAAAACCAGUUGUGUGAUGAGAAACAAAGUUGUAGGAAUAUUGAAAGUUCACUUGAGAACUUAAAAAAAGAAUUCCUUGAGUUAAAUAGAAAGUAUGAAGCUUCUGAGAAAUGUUUAAUUGAUCUACAAGAGAAGCACAAUGAAUUGAAGGUUUCUUCUGAUCUGAUUUGUGAGGCUCUUGAAUCAAAAAAGACAGAGUAUUCAUUGCUUACUAAUUGUAAAGAACAGUUGGAGAAAGAAAUUGAUACCCUAAGUCAAACUAAUUUAUCAUUAAAGCAAAAAUUAAAAGAUGUAGAAAAAUAUGAAGAAUGCCAUCAAAAAGAAAUGUUGGAUUUUAAAUUUCAAUUAGAUAGUGCCAAUUCAAAAAUUGACUGCAUGAAAAACAUAGAAAUGCAGGUUGAUCUAUUGAAGAAAGAAUAUGAUAUUUUGUCAUUGUACCAUACGCAAAAUAAGGAAAUAUGUGGUGAACAACCUUUUUGUUUGUUUUCCGAAUUUAUUAAUACUGUUAAAGCAGUAAUUAAAGACUUAAUUUUUUUUAAAUCAAAAUGUUCAGAAGAAGAAACUAAAUUAUCAAGUUCUCAGGAAGAAGUUUCUCGUCUUAAUGUUUUAUUAGAUUCUUUGAAAGAGGAAAUAAAAGUAUCAACAGAAGAGUCAGUUAAAUUACAAGAGAAUUAUUCUUCUCUAUCUAAACAGUAUAACAGUUUGUUGGAUUCUAGUCAAGAUUCAAAUAUUAGAUGUAACUCACUUUUAGAAAAAUUAAAAGAGCUUGAAAGUCAAAAUAGUUUAUGUAAAUCAGCUAUACAAGAUUUAAAAUCAGAAGUUAGUACUAAGGAAUCCGUCAUUGUAAGUCUUUCUAACAUAAAAGAAUUAUAUGAAUCUACUGCUAAAGAAAAUAAAGCUUUAUCUUCUCAAUUGAUGCAAAAGAUCGAAGAAUAUGAAACUGCAUUAGAUAAGAUAAAAAAUUCAGAACAAAAAUAUGUAUCUCUAGAGCUGGAAUAUAACACAUUGGAAAGUGAAAUAAAUGAUUUAAGGAAUAAAAAUUUAACAUUAGAAUUGAAAUGCAGUGAAAAUUAUGCAUUGUAUAUUAGUGGUAAAGAUAAUAUUGAAAGCUUACAAAAAGAAAAGGAAGAAAUUAGGAAGAACUUCAUUAAGUGUGAAAAGGACUAUCAGAAUUCUUUAGAUUUGGUAAAAAAAUGCCAAGAAAAUAUGGGAAAUUUAGAUAAGCAGUACAAUUUGAGUAUUGCCAAAUUAAAUGUAAUUCUGAAAGAAAAAGAAAGUUAUGAAAGCCAAAACUUAAGUUUACAAAAGAUAAAUGAUGAAUUGGUAAAUCGUAUCAAAGAACUGAAUUUUAAAUGCCAAGAAAACGAGAAUGUGUUAACAAAAUUUAAAGAAUUGGAGAAAUCUUAUGAAAUAGUUAGUAACAAACACCAAUCUUUAGCAAAACAGUUGAUUGAUUAUGGAAAUUUAAAGAGUGAAAAUGAAAUUUUGAAAUCCCGCAUUAGUGAAAGAGAUUCUUUUUUUAAUAAUUUAUCAAUUAACUAUAAUGAACUUAAUGAGAAGUACAAUUCAUUAUCUGAUGAAUUAAAAAAAUUGUCUGCUGCAGUUUUGGCAUUGGUUCCUGGUGAAAAUUCAGCUAUGGAAAUAAUUAAGGUUAUAGGUGAGAAACUACAAGGUAUAAAGAAAAUUGAAAUUGAUUUGCAAGAAGAAAAAAUUAAAUGUGAAAAUCUGGAUGAAGAGUGUAAUCUAUUAAAUGAAGAUUUAAAGUACAAAGAUGUAGUCAUUGGAGACAUGUACAAGGACCAUUCCUCAAAAAUGAAUGAGUUACAGGAAUUAUUAAAGAAAGAAGAAAAUCUGCGACAAGAAAUCUUGCUUGAAAAUUCAACAUUAAAGGACAAAAUCAAAUGUUUAGAUUCAGAAAUCUUCAAAUUAAAAACUACCGAACAGAGUGCAUGUUCUUCAUGUGCAGAAUUAAAAGGUGUUUUACAAAAGCUGAAAAUGGAUCUUGUAGAUAAUAGCUCUAAAGUCACUACACUGCAGUUGCAGAUUGAGGAGAAUGAGAUUACAAAUAAGAAAAAAAUUCAUGACUAUAGAAAAAAGAUCUCAUCAUUACAAGAAGAACUAGGUGCUGCUCUCAACAAGCUUGAAGAUAAUCGGUUAAAGAGUGAAAUUGCAUGCUUCAAUGCAUCUGUUCAAACUGAAAUUCUUCCAGUACAAAUAUCUGGUCAAAGCGGGAUUGUUCAGUCUUUUAAAAUUAAAGAACAAGAAGAAAAAAUUAAAAAAUUUGAAAAAGAGAAUUUAGUACUAAAGCGCAUGUGUCAAAGUCGCCUACAAACUAUCCAGGAUUUGAAAACUAAAUUAGAAAAUGUAUCUAAGCCUCAAAAAAACCAAAGGAAUGUUCUGGAAGAAGUUCAGAAUCAACAGUCUACAUAGGAUAAUCGGUCAUUUAUGUUAUGUAAAUUUGUAUUUUUCUGUAAAUAUUGGAUUGACUGUGUUUUAGUAAUUGGUGAAUGAAUUUCACCAAUUUAAUAUAGAUUUUUAUUGUGCAUUUUGAUAUAUGUUAGUAUAUAAUGUUGGACUGAAAAAUGAUAUAAUUUAUUAAGCACUAUUAUAUUUGUAAUUAUUUUUUAUGUAAAUAUUUGUAAAUUGCACUAAAUCUAUAAUUUAAUUUGAUGCAUUAGUGUCCAUGCUAUGUUAAAACUAUUCAUUGUUUUUAUUUCACAAUAAAUGUUAUAUAAUUUUAAUUAUUUAAUUCAGAGUUCCACAGAGUCAUUAAAUUAUUCCCAUAUCCAAUCU
This is a messenger RNA of Nezara viridula (southern green stink bug), 10062 nucleotides long. The record is from the annotation of a GenBank genome assembly. Lineage: Eukaryota; Metazoa; Arthropoda; Insecta; Hemiptera; Pentatomidae.